Molecule: messenger RNA, 969 nt
Organism: Manihot esculenta (cassava)
Lineage: Eukaryota; Viridiplantae; Streptophyta; Magnoliopsida; Malpighiales; Euphorbiaceae
Exons: 4
Coding region: 1-969 (322 amino acids)
Source: RefSeq, a predicted model, not a curated record
AUGGUUACGAUUAUGAUGGAGGUGUUUUCAAAGAUUAUUCCAAUUGGUAAACAGAUAAGUUUUAAUCAACUGGUUAGUAAAAUUGCUCGUGUAAUUGGAAUAUCCGGGAAUAAUGAAUUUAUAGAGACAAUUAGUUUUAGAAAGCCUAUAAUUGUGGAUGGAUCCUUGAAAUUUGAAUGUAUGGAGAUAUGGGGUGAAAAUGAUAUAUCUAGUAUGUUUAAUUACUUAUAUCAAAUUGGUGGUAUACCUAGUAUUGAUAUAUAUGUUAAGAUACUUCGUUAUGUUGAUACUACAAAUGGGGAUGCUGAUAUUGAUCCAUCUGGAACUGCUGUGGAAUCCAAUGAUGAACCAUGUGAAGAGCAAAAUGUAGUUGAUGAUUAUGGUUUAUCUGAUAGUCUUGCAGGGCCGUCAAUUAAUUUAUCUGAUACAGAGGAUCGUGGGAGUGAGUCUCGAUAUUACAACACACAAUUUCCUAAUCCUAUUGUGCCUGUUGUUCAUCCUCCCCCAUACGCAGAAAUAGACUUCGAUUUGCUGAGCGUGGAUCCUUAUGAUAGGCUAGAAGGUCGUUCCUUUUGGGAUCCUUCUAAAGAGUUUUCAGUUGAGAUGAUAUUUUCUUCGAGAGAUGCAGUGGCUGCAAAAGAAUAUCAUCCAAGACAUCAUCAUCAAUUUUGUUAUCAUGAAACAAGAGAGAAGACUUAUUCUAUAAAGUGUAAAGACAAAGACAGUGGGUGUGUAUGGAGGUUUCGAGCAUCCAAGAAAGAAGGAGAGGAUGUAUGGAAGAUUACGAGAUACAGUGGACCACACACAUAUCGACAUGCUGGAAUUUUGAAGGCGAUGCAGAAAUAUUGGUGGCAACCUCCAGCUGGUGAUCAUCAUUACUGCAUCAGACAUGUUUUGAAUAAUUAUAAUAAGACAUUCAAAAAUGCAGCAAUAAAGGAAGCGUUGCGCAAGGCAGAGAAUGAAAAUUAG